Molecule: messenger RNA, 879 nt
Organism: Elaeis guineensis (African oil palm)
Lineage: Eukaryota; Viridiplantae; Streptophyta; Magnoliopsida; Arecales; Arecaceae
Biological process (GO): regulation of DNA-templated transcription
Molecular function (GO): sequence-specific DNA binding; DNA-binding transcription factor activity
Source: RefSeq, a predicted model, not a curated record
GAGGGUGGAAAAAAGGGAGAUGUUUCCUUCCAAAGUCAGUGCUGUCCUCAACCAAGGGUUGGUGGAGGAUCACAUGAGCUUUGCUCAGAUCUCACUUCUCUCUAAUCCAAGCUUUCCUCCACAUGGGAUUCAGCAAGCUACUGGAGGCCCAGACAUGGGUAGAGGAUUGUCCUCUCACUUAAGGGAAGGCCUUCCUUCCAUGCUACCCGGAUAUAGGGCUGCUCCCUCUGAUGAUGAUGGUUUAGGUCAAUUUGGAGCUUCUUCAGAGCAAAGAUCAAGGAAUAAUUUAUGGUCAUGGAGUGAACAGGAGGGGGAUCUAGGUAACAAGAGAUCAUCAGCCCGAGAGGAUUAUCACAACAAGAAAAAUUCUAACGGUAGUAGUAAUAAUAACAUCCAUAGACUAUCAGUUGGUAAUAUAACAAUGAAGAAGGUGAAGACGAGGAAGAACGUGAGGGAGCCAAGAUUUUGCUUCAAAACCUUGAGCGAAGUGGAUGUGUUGGAUGAUGGCUACAAGUGGCGUAAGUACGGCCAGAAGGUUGUAAAGAACACUCAACACCCGAGGAGCUACUAUCGAUGCACAGGUGACAACUGUCGAGUGAAGAAGAAGGUUGAGAGAUUGGCAGAGGAUCCACGGAUGGUCAUCACAACUUAUGAGGGUAGACACACACAUUCUCCUUCACAUGACGAGGAUGACUCGCGGGCUUCAGAUCAUAUCAACUUCUGGUAGUCUCUUUAGAUUGCAAUGCGGCCUUCGUGAGUUCCCUUUCGGUCUUAUGGGAUUGUUAGGUGUAAUGAUGACUUCAUUCAAAUGAUAACUAUUACAUGUGCUUGUUUUGUGGAUAUAUGUGAAGUACUUCCCCAGUUAUACUUAAUUUCUAA